AUGUUACACAAGCUGAGCGUUUCCAAUCUAAUCUUUCUAUUAUUUUUAGUAGCUUCUUUUAUUCCAUGUAUUUUAGCUGGUAAGGACUAUUAUAAAAUUUUAGGCAUACCGAAGGAGGCCUCUGAGAAGGCAAUUAAAUCUGCUUAUAGACAAUUAUCUAAAAAAUAUCACCCUGAUAAGAACCAAAAUGAUGAAGAGGCACACAAUCAUUUUAUCGAAAUCGGUGAAGCCUACGAAGUUUUAAGUGAUCCUGAAAAGAGAAGAACCUACGAUCAAUUUGGUUCAGAUGCAUUCCAAAAUGGUGGACAAGGCCAAGGUGGUCCUGGCGGUCCUGGCGGUCCAGGUGGAUUCCAUGACCCAUUUGAUUUAUUCAACCAAAUGUUUGGUGGUAAUAAAGGUAACUUUGGGGGUUUUGGAGGUUUUGGCGGCGGAGGUUUCGCAGAUGAUCGUAGAAGAAAGGCGCAAUCCAUACAAGUUACUUAUCCUCUCUCUUUAAGAGAAUAUUUCACUGGUGCGAAUGUAAACUUCCAAAUGGAUUUCAAAGAUACAUGUGACCACUGCAAAGGUUCUGGUUCCGAAGAUGGCAAAGUUGAUAAAUGUAAAGAAUGUGGCGGCAAUGGUUUUGUUGUUCAAGUUAUUAGAAUGGGUCCAGUUACACAGCAGAUGCAUACUCAAUGUCCAAAAUGUCACGGUGCCGGUUCUACCAUAAAGAACCAUUGUAAAAAAUGCCACGGACAGAAACUGGUAACUAAAUCAAAAGAGAUCAAUGUCAAAGUCCCUGCAGGUGCCCCAAGGGACUUCCUAAAGAUCGUAGAAAAUGGUGGUGAUAAAGAAUUAAAUGCAGAAGCCGGAGAUUUGCUCGUCCAAUUCCAAGAAAUAGCGCAAAACAACUUAGGUUACAGAAGACGUGGUAACGACUUAUUCAGAACUGAAGCAUUGGUUUUCAAAGACGCUAUGGAAGGUGGAUGGAAUAGAACCAUCCCAUUCUUUGACCCAAAGAGGGAUGUCAAAAUCUCCAGAAAGCCCGGUAUCCCAGUUCUUAAUAAAGAAAUCGAAAAGUUGGUCGGUUUUGGCAUGCCAAUUCAAGGCAGCGACAGGUUUGGGGAUUUAUACAUUGAUUAUGUAAUUAUUGUGCCACAAAAUAAAAAAGCCGGAAGUCAUAAAUUCAACGAUGAACUUUAA
Molecule: messenger RNA, 1182 nt
Organism: Tetrapisispora phaffii CBS 4417
Lineage: Eukaryota; Fungi; Ascomycota; Saccharomycetes; Saccharomycetales; Saccharomycetaceae
Gene: SCJ1
Product: Scj1p
Exons: 1
Coding region: 1-1182 (393 amino acids)
Biological process (GO): protein refolding
Cellular component (GO): cytoplasm
Molecular function (GO): Hsp70 protein binding
Source: RefSeq, a predicted model, not a curated record